AACCAGCAGCUGCAGGCAGCUAUUGCUGAGGCUGAGGAGCGGGGUGAGAUGGCGCUCAAGGAUGCUCGGAUAAAACUGGAAGAGCUGGAAAGUGCCCUGAGCAAAGACAAGGAGGAGCUGGCUCGCUUGCUGAAGGAGUACCAGGAGCUGCUGAACAUCAAGAUUGCGCUGGACGUUGAGAUUGCCAUGUACAGGAAACUGCUGGAGGGAGAGGAGAACAGGCUGUGCAACGAUGGCAUGUCCAACGUCAAUGUCUCCGUGGUAGGCAGGACCAGCAUCUCUGGAGGCAGAGGAGGCAUGGGAGGAGGCUUCGGAGGCGGCAGCGGCAUGGGAGGAGGCUUCGGAGGCGGCAGCGGCAUGGGAGGAGGAAUGGGAGGCGGCAGCGGCAUGGGCGGAGGAAUGGGAGGAGGCCUCUGUGGAGUAGGAAGCAGCAUCGGAGGUGGAAGCAUGGGCGGCAGCUGUGGAAUGGGAGGAGGGAUGUACAGCGGUGGCUUCUCUUCUGGAAGUGGAAGGCUGUGCGGCUCUGGAGGUGGCAACUUCGGCUCUGGUGGGGGAUCGUCCUCCAUACGGAGAUGCGUCACGACCACCUCCGUCAAAUCUUCAGGAGUGAGAUUCUGA
Haliaeetus leucocephalus (bald eagle) is the source of this 618-nucleotide messenger RNA. Its product is annotated as keratin, type II cytoskeletal 60 kDa, component III-like. The record is from RefSeq and is a predicted model, not a curated record. The transcript has 3 exons. The annotation marks the transcript as partial. NCBI's taxonomy places the organism in Eukaryota, Metazoa, Chordata, Aves, Accipitriformes, Accipitridae. Gene Ontology annotation, molecular function: structural constituent of skin epidermis. Gene Ontology annotation, cellular component: keratin filament. Gene Ontology annotation, biological process: keratinization; intermediate filament organization.